UCCGCCUCAGACAACACCGACAACACCGACUCUCUGUGGGAAAGUUGCUCCUCAGCGCGGCUGUAAACACUCGUCUCUUCCCCUCAGAAGAUCAACAGGUCCGGACCAACAUGUCGUUUUAAGAGAGCAGUGGGAUUACUAUGCAGAGCAGCGGCCGCGUCCCGUUUCUCUACGAAUAUUCCGGAUUUUGGGUGGAUUUUGAAUCUCCUACAGGAUAGAGAGACUGAAGCUUCCGCGGAAGGAUAUAGAGCAACGAGAUGGGAAAUAUGAUACUGAUGGCGCUGCUGCUGGUUCACCUGCCGACAGAGCUGCUGUCCAUCCAGGUGAUUGUUCCAGAGACAGAGAGGAGGACGACUCUGUUUGCCUCCGUCAUUCUGCGCUGUGACUACUCAACGUCAGCCAACCCUCAGGAUGUCCUGGUCACCUGGAGGUACAAGUCCUUCUGUAAAGACCCAGUGCUGGAGUUCUACUCCACAGGCUAUCAGGCCGCUCUGCAGCUGGGUCAGGACCCCUCCAAUGAUUGCCCGGACCGCCAGCGCACAGUCCGCACUGUGAUCCAGAAGAGGGGCAUUAAUGAGCCCAUCCUGGGUGCAGACUACAGAGAACGCAAAAUUACCAUUCAAAACAAGGCUGACCUGGUCAUCACUGAGGUGAUGUGGUGGGAUAACGGAGUUUAUUUCUGCACCAUUGAUGCUGCUGGUGACACGACAGGGGACUCAGAUCGUGAAGUCAAACUCAUCGUGUACCACUGGCUGACAGUCCUGUUAAUCAUCCUCGGUGCUCUCCUGCUCAUCAUGCUCUUCUGCAUCUGUUGCUGUCAGUGCUGCCCGCAGAAGUGCUGCUGCUACGUUCGUUGCCCGUGUUGUCCACAGACAUGUUGCUGCCCGGAAAAAGCUGUGAUGCAGCACCGGAUGCUGCGAGACGCUCAGAAGGCGAUGGCUCCUUGGGUGAAUGGUCAACCCAUUUACGCUCCCAUUAGCUCCAAUGUCUCCUCCCAGGGUGUUCCCAUACUGUAUUCAGGCUCCUACGCGGACUACCCGGUCAAACAAAACUUUGCCAUGGCUCCCAUGCAGCUGUCACCCAUGGCCCUACAGCAGCAGCCCCCUCCUCAUCCACACCAUGUAAACGGCAGCAUGCGGGGCAGCACUCAUGGUACCGGCCAGGUGUUGGACUACCUGGAGAACCAAGUGAGGGGGAUGGAUAUGGCGGCGCCUCAAAUGGCUCAUUACGCUGUCCAAAACAGGCCUCAAUUACAGCCUCAGUUCCAGCCAGGUCCUCCUGCAGUGCCCUACACACCCGGGCCACCGAGUAUGUUGUCAGCCCUGGAUGAGAUGGGGGUGAAAGGGGUGGAGAGAAGGGUGAUAACCCUGCCUCCUAUUAUCCAGCGUGUCCCCAGUUUUUCCUCACGCAGGGGGCCUGCAGCAGGAGAUGGACCCAGAGGUGGUCAGAGGUUAUCCAGCCAGUCCAGUGGGAGCGCAAACCACUCUGGAGGAGGUCUCCCCCGCAACAGUCGUGGCUAUAGAGACGUCUCUCCACCCAGACGGGGGAUCCUGCGGGAUUACAGCGAUGACUCCGACUGGGAGAACAGACGAGGAAGAGUGUCACACAGGGGUUCAAGGAACGAGCGAGGAGGCUCGGCCAGGAGGAGCGGAGCUGGAUCCAGGCGGCGUACUCACAGCCGCGACGACCUGAUGGAGGAGCUGCACAGCAGAGCAGCUCGGAGAGAGAGGAGCUAUUCACCUCCUCAGCGUCGCAAAGGAUCCUGGAGCUCAGAUGAAGAGGACAGCAGGGGAAGAAAAAGUGGUAAAGGGAAGGAUUGGCCAGAGAAGCCCCCCAGCUACUUCUCCAUAGAGAACCAGACUGAACACAGUAACGGCCGGAGGAACUACAACCCCCUUUCUGUAAGACCUCACACAAAUACUGACACACACCCUCAACCAAUGGUCUUAUGAAAAUCCCUCUCUUUUUGCCACUGUCCUUUUUUUGUUUAGCCUUGACUUCUUUCUUUCAUCACUUUCAUCUCUCUCUCUCUCUCUCUCUCUCUCUCUCUCUCUCUCUCUCUCUCUCUCUCUCUCUCUCCCCCUUUCCUGUCACUCGUCAGCUGUCACUGUCAAUUAAAAGGCAAUAAAAUAUUGUUAAAUGAAAACAUGUCGUAGAAACAUUCAUGGUUCCAAGUCGAUGAAUUGCUUUGACUUUGAUGAUCCCCUGACUUUUGUUCUAGCGCCAUCAUGACGUUCAUCUUUCUGGUUUUUAGUGAAAGUAUUUGAUGGUUUGAUAUGAAAUUUGGUUCAUGAUCAUUGGAGGAUGAAUAGACCUUUUUCACAGCAGCCAUUUUGACAUGAAAUAGUAGGGUAAACACAGCUGAUACCAAUGAUAGUAAUUAAGACUCCGUUCCAUUCAGGUCAAACAGAGUCAGGGUGCUGCUGUUGAGCUUGUUGGCUCACUGGAAAGGCUCUGCUACACUAAAUGGAGUUAAACCUUUAUACGUAUCAUUGUUAACACCUGUGUUUACCCUAUUAUUUCAUGUCAAAAUGGUUGCUUGCUGGUUUGCUUGCAUCAAAAUUUUAAUGUCACUAAUCAGCCUCAACUGUACUUUGUGUUUAGUGCUAAUUAGAAAAUGUUAACAUGCUAAACUACAAUAGUAAACAUGGUCAACAUUAAACAUUGUCAUUGUGAGCAUGUUAAAGUAGAGCUUCACAGAGCUGCUAGCGUUACUCUCUUAUUGACUGCUUUCAUCACUUUUUGAUCCGUUCUUCGGUAUAUUGUGAAUCGUCACAUCUUCCUCUUUAACUUAACCUCACCUCCGUCACUUUUCUCUCUUAGGAUAGAAGUUCCCGUAGCAGCACCAGCGUAGUCAUCUGAAGCAUUUCUAUCUUUUUUCACCUUUUCCUGAAUGUUUGCAGAACGGUGCCGAUGAAGACCGACAGUAGGAACAUUCAUCUGUUCAAUCAGCGUACAAAGAUGUUUGAUAGCGAGUCCUUAAAAUGUACAAAAUGUACUGUAUACCUUUACUCUGUUUGCACUGUUUGUAAUUUGUAAUGUAACGAAAUAUGAUUUUUAUAUAUGAAGUAAAGCUGUUGAGUCUAUAAACUGCAGAUCACAUGCAGUUUUAUAAAGCCUCUUGUUAUUUAGACGAUGUAAUGAGUGUGAGCUUGUGUUCAAUGAUGUACUUUGUAUGUGUGUGAUUUCCUUCUGGUGAUGGAUAAAAUAAUCCUUACUGAUGUUUAUGAAGUAAAUGUUUAACAAGAAGAUUGUUGGAUAUUGAGAUAUUUUGUGGGUUAUUUAGAUUUAUCAUUGUGAACAUGUUAUGAGUGUUGUUUUUUUAAAUAAUUUCUUAUUUUUGCAUAAUUUCUUUUACUUUUUGAACUGUUUUUUUUAUCUUUUAUCUUUAUCUGAAGUGACACUGUUAGACAGUAAGAGCAAUAAAAAGUAUGAUACAUGUGUUAGAAGAUGGACGGAGUUAGUCGACAGAAGAUUUUAUUAUUGGAUGAACUCACCAACAUAGAAUUGUGAUUUUCAUUAAUGUUUGUUUUUGUUACAAACAUGAGUAGAGAUGUAUUGUGAUUAAAUUUGUACUUUUUAAAUAAACCUUUUUAGAUACAA
Molecule: messenger RNA, 3603 nt
Organism: Dicentrarchus labrax (European seabass)
Lineage: Eukaryota; Metazoa; Chordata; Actinopteri; Moronidae
Gene: ildr1b
Product: immunoglobulin-like domain containing receptor 1b
Exons: 7
Coding region: 258-1952 (564 amino acids)
Cellular component (GO): plasma membrane
Molecular function (GO): high-density lipoprotein particle receptor activity
Source: RefSeq, a predicted model, not a curated record